Molecule: messenger RNA, 702 nt
Organism: Spodoptera littoralis (African cotton leafworm)
Lineage: Eukaryota; Metazoa; Arthropoda; Insecta; Lepidoptera; Noctuidae
Source: the annotation of a GenBank genome assembly
AUGAGUGGAAAUAAUGAACGUGUGGACAUAGAUUGUGCUGUUUGUUUACAAAAAUGUAACCAUCCGACACAGCUGCCAUGUGGCCAUGUCUUCUGUUUCCUCUGUGUGAAGGGUAUUGCAUUUCAAAGUAAAAAAUGUGCAAUGUGUCGAGCUGAAAUCCCUCCAAAUUACCUGGAUAAUCCAAUACUUCUGGGUCCAUUGUCUGCUGAGCAAGUGAACAAUAGUCUUGCUGAAGAAGUGUGUCAGUGGUUUUAUGAGGGUAGAAAUGGAUGGUGGAAAUAUGACGAACGUAGUAACUUUGAAUUAGAAAAUGCAUUCAAUGCUGGUGAUCCUGACUGUACUUUACUCCUUGCUGGAACCUUGUACAACAUAGAUUUUCAAACUAUGACACAAGUUAGGAGAAGUGAUCAAACUAGGCGUCGUCGAGUGAGACGAGAUACGCCAUCUUUCCCGUCCAAAGGAAUAGCUGGAAUUAAGACUGACGACGGUGGUACAAGACAAGUUAAGAGUGAUGAUGAAGAUACAGCGGACGUCGUACAUAUACCUACUGUAGAUGAAGUUAUAGAAAUUAGUGAUGAUGAAAGGAGUAAUUUAGAUCAACCGGGUCUUAUUCAUAAUGAAGAUAUCAAUGAAGUGAUUCACAGAAUUAGCUCAGUCAGCCUCCACGACGUAUCCACUAACCACAACAAUGAAGGAACCUGA